UAGUCAGUAUACGUUUUUAUUGAUCCGACCACGUAGUGGUUAUACUCUUUGGAUCCAACUUCAGAGAAUUUACGUCAAUACCCAUUCUUUAUUUUUUUAUAAUAUCAGUUGUAAAUAAACAAAAGGUAUGGUAAAUUUGAUGGAUACUUUGAUGAUUAAUACGGUGACGGACGGAGCUAUGACUUUCUUGCGCCAUAUCGGCGUGUUCAAGUCCAAGACUGUAGAGGCUCCCCCAGUAACUAUUAUAGUAAAGAUGCCUCUCUGGGAGUUGGCGCAAGAAGCUGGGCCGUUCGUGCGGCUCGCCGGCCUGAGCGGAGCUUCCGCCGUAGUACUGGGAGCUAUGGGUGCCCAUCGCACUUUCCCAGAAACCGAUACCAAAGAAGAUCUGAGGAAAAUAUUUGAUACUGCUAAUCGGUUCCAUUUCCUGCACACUUUGGCACUGAUGACAGUGCCACUCUGCAAAAGACCUUUCAUUGCUGGAGCAUUCUUCAUGGCAGGGAUGGGGUUGUUCUGUGGAACCUGUUACUACCAUGCAUUCACUGGAGACCGCAGUUUACGUAAACUCACACCAAUAGGGGGAUCAUGCCUCAUACUUGGCUGGAUAGCAAUGGUAUUUUAAGAAUAAUGGAAUGUAUUAGGAUUUUAUCACUUCAUUUAUAUAAGUGUCAAUUAUAUGAUAAAUGUCAUUAGUAGGUAUGGAUAUUUUAUUAGAAAACUGUAUGCAUGUUUAUUAGGGAUUUCUAGACCAAAACCAUUUUAACUAUGUUAUGAGCUUAGCAAUACAGUAGAGUCCGGUUAGUACGACUUCGCAUAUAACAGCUAACUGGUAAUAGCAACGUAAGUAUAAGCACAAGUUUGGUUCUAGUAUGAGCUACUAUGAAAGUAUAACCGUUUAUUAUGACCACUUAUAACGACCGACCACUUUUAACGAUGGAAAUUGACACAAAAUCUAUCUGUCAAGUCCAGUUACAACGACGAGCGACAUAGUAUUAACAAAUAAAUUGAAGAAUCUUACUCCGUCCCGCCCACGCAACUCCUCUCCCCCCUUUGCCUAUACGCAGCAAUAUUAUUUAUUUAUUUCCAAAAACAUGUCCGGCUCACAGCGGAGGCCAAUACACAAUACAUUUUAUACACAACACAAGACAAGACAAGUAAACAAACACAACAAAACAAACAAUUCAUCAUAAAUAUAAACUGAAACAUAAUAAUACUGAUAAUUAAACAUAAUAAAACAACAUUUUAUAUUCGGGCAUAUCUCCCACCUAGUACUAUGCCUUAUGGGAAACGGUCGAAGAGAUAGUUUAGAUCCGGGAACCGCUACCAAAUUUUAGUAUGUUGUUGGGCAUGGUACUGGGUCUCCAAAACUGCCGGGAGACAGCGGCGCCGGCCAUCUACUUCAGCGGAAUGACGUCUAGCUAUAGCUGUUAGCAAAAUGAAACUGCACUUUAUCCGAAAGCAAGCCGCUUUGCCCAGUGAUACUAGGGACCAGUCUGAAUGAUUUCAUCCGAGGAAACACAAAUUUCAUCCACUACAAUUCAAGAUGGCGGACCUUUUCCAAAAUGGCGGCUGCAAAAUUAAAAAAAGUUGUAGACACAAAACGGGUGCACCGAUUUUAGUGAUUGAUAUAUCAAUCAAUUCGUAUUGACUUGACGCCUGUAAUCGGAAAAAAUAUACCAUUUAAGAAAUUAAAGAUGGCGGCCGAAUAUUAAGAAAUUUAUGUUUCUUUUUUAAUUUUUUUCCUUCUACUGAAAAUAACAACUAAAUGUUCUAUAGUAUGGUCACAUAUUCUUUCAUUUAAAUGAAACCUGAUAAUAUUAGCUACAAAAUAAAAUAAAAAACUUGACAAUCCGUUGAGCAGUUUUUUAACUAUACGCAUUACAAAAAGCGCAUAACUCCCGUCCGAAACGGCCCCCUCGCGUCAAAACUGACAACUUUGAUUUUAUUUCUUUAUAUUUAAAGGUAAAAAAAGAAAAUAAUACAUAUUUACUUUAUUUAUUGAGCUAUAAAUAAAUGUAUUGCCGCUUAUUAUUUGUGACGUUCCACGGAAAAAGGAACCUUAUGGAGGCUGGCGCUUACGUCGCAUAGCACCGCGAUAGUAUUGGAGCGGCGUUAAUAGCGCCAACCGCCAUAAGGUACCUUUACCCGUGGGACGUCACAUUUACUCUUCUUUAUCAUCUUUUCCGAUGUGGGUGAACUGUAAAAAAAAGAAAAUUCAUAUGAAAUCAGAACAAAAUAUACCUACCUAAUAUAAUUAAAUUGAAUAUAUAGAAAUGAACUACGCCAAACUGUCCCGUCCCUCCAUUACUAUUUCAAUGUGUGUAGUAUUGAAAUAGUAAUGGAGGGGCGGGACAGAUUGGCAUAGUUUUUCUAUAAGUACAUUUCGUUUUUGCAGUUGCCUUUGCAUGUGCUGCAUUCUGCAUUGCACUGUGCAGGGUAGACCCAUCCUCCGACACGUGCAGCGCAUUGGUUCGUAACCUUUUUUACAGCCGCAAUGGUCCAGGUUUGAUAAUUGAAAAAAUUGACAGAAGCAAAUACAAAAUAGGUGUUGAAGUCCCUGACUUCUGAGCUAAGUAAAAAACCUGUUACAGAAGUCAGUGUCCUUUCCCAGACAAUAGAAAUAGGCAGAAUUUGCUGUCUACGUGUGAUGUACUAUUUACAUGGAACUACUGAACUAAUUUUGAUGAAUGAGGCGUCAAUUCAUUCGCCUUUGUAGCCCAGGUGCACAAAACUUAAAUUUUAACCGACUUUCAAAGGAGGAGAUUAGGUACGAAAAGAAACCGUUGUUUUACUUAUUUAUCAAACAAAUUCAAUUUAUAAAUUAUAAUUCCACUCCAAAAUAUCGUUUUCAUGUGUUUUAUGUAAUGUUCUUUCAUUUAAUACCGGAUAAUUCGGACUAUUCUUUGCAUAAUAUGAGCGCAUUAAGGUAGAAUUGUUGGCGCGCUUUAGUUUUUUUUGUACAACUUCCACAGUUUUUGUCCGAAAUUAAAAAUUUAAGCUGUGACGUAUAGUUGAAUAACUGGUUUCUUUUAUAUUAGACGUAAAAUUGUUAUAACGUUUUUAGUUGAGCUAUAAAAUAUAUAUACACGAACUUUUCUCAAAAAAGUGGUUUUUCUUUGUUUGUAGCUCCUAAAAUAUACAUUGUUUUUAUAAACAAUGUAUUAACGAAUCAUAAUAUAUUUAAUAACCUUUCGUUUGAUAUAGCAGACGUGUAUGUAGUUAUAAUUUAGAUUUUGCAAAUUUCUGUAGUGGUCACAUGUAUGACGCCAUUAUUUGUCACUCAGGCACUAUAGAGAUUGUCUCCCAGCAGUUUUAUGAUCCUUUUUAUAUUGCUAAUAACAUACUAGAAGCUUAUGCGGAUUAUCCUGAAAAUGACCAAUUUCGAUUUUUUUAACUUUAAUGCAUUUGUUCUAGCAAAUGACUACAUUUUGAUGCAUAAUUUUCACAUUUUUGGUCUGAUUUUGAUUACUUUGAUAUCAGUGUAUGGCUUGAGAUCAUUAUCAAUUUAAUUUUGUAGUACAUUGCUUUAACGUCCGACUUUUGGUUUGGUUGAAAAACCCAAAUAAUCGUUUUUUUUUUUUUUUCAUUAUUUUGAUUUAUUUUUAAAUUUCUCUUAAA
Molecule: messenger RNA, 3615 nt
Organism: Cydia strobilella
Lineage: Eukaryota; Metazoa; Arthropoda; Insecta; Lepidoptera; Tortricidae
Product: transmembrane protein 256 homolog
Exons: 3
Coding region: 128-619 (163 amino acids)
Cellular component (GO): membrane
Source: RefSeq, a predicted model, not a curated record